This is a messenger RNA of Cloeon dipterum, 3341 nucleotides long. RefSeq names its product zinc finger protein 1 homolog. Lineage: Eukaryota; Metazoa; Arthropoda; Insecta; Ephemeroptera; Baetidae. The transcript has 7 exons. Gene Ontology annotation, biological process: regulation of transcription by RNA polymerase II. The record is from RefSeq and is a predicted model, not a curated record. Gene Ontology annotation, molecular function: DNA-binding transcription factor activity; RNA polymerase II cis-regulatory region sequence-specific DNA binding; zinc ion binding. The coding region runs from base 131 to 2035 and encodes 634 amino acids. Gene Ontology annotation, cellular component: nucleus.
GCGUGCGCAAUGGCCGGGCAGCGCAGCAGACGGGCAGCCAUCGGGCCGAGACCAGGGAGAACCCAUCAUUGUUGGGGACCGACACUUAAUUAUCAUCACAGGGGCGAGUGGGUGCUGGGCCGGGGGCGCAAUGUCUGGCUACCGCCGGGUCAACUACUACGAGCUCUGCCGGCUGUGCACUUCCAGCGAGGGUGUGAAGGUGCACAUCUUUCGCGAGGAGGGUCGGCGCAGACAACUUCCCACCAAGAUCCAGAUUUGCCUUCCCCUUCAGAUUCACGAUGAAGAUUCCCUGCCAAAAAUUAUCUGCGGCUCAUGCGUGGAAAAAAUCGAGUCCUUCUACGAGUUCAGAGAGUCGUGCAUCAACGCUGAGGCCAUGCUUGACAGUUACUUUACCUCCAUGAAGUACUCUGAAGACCUUGCAAAGGACGGAAAGGUCUAUGUGAAAGAUGAAACCGUGGCCAAGUACAGCACCAAAGAAGAUAAGCAGCAACAUGUAGUAGUACAACAACAGCAGCAACAAGUCCAACAGCAGCAAGCGGUGAUCCAGGAGGUGGUUCAGAACGGAAAGUCGCUGAACGACGGGCUCAACUCGCUGGUGCAGGCUGCCGGGAUCGCAACAAUCAUCGAGGAAGCGCCCGUUAUCCGCACCUCGGCCGCCGCCCUCCAGUACAACAGGGUGGUCGCCGAGGCCACCAAUGACGCCAGGGACACCAUCAAGGAACAGCCGCAGGAACAGUCUAUCCAGCCCGUGGUGCAGGCUGUUGUGCAGGAAAUCGACGAUCGUGGUGUGAAGCGGUCGGCAGAGGUGAUGGGCCUUGACCCAAACAUUCAAAUCGCAAUCCAGCAGACGCCGAUCACUUUCUCCGCCAGCCAGGACAUGCUGAUGGAGUUUGGUUUCAUCAAAGACAAGGAUGGGUUCCUCAGGAGCGUCACUACCUCCACCACGGAGGAACAAAAUGCCCUUUCUAGGUCUUCCAUCGCACAAAUCGGCGAGUUCCUGAAGAUGAAAACGGUGAUUCCCGUUCUGGCGGACGGCACAAGCGUGAUCACGGGCACGGGCCUGAGCGAAGAAGACGAGUCAAAGGUAUUGCGCGAGGUGGUGCAGAUCUGCGGCCGCUGCUGCAAGACCUUUGACAGCCAGGAGGAGCUGGUGAACCACGCAUGCAUGAACACCAUCACAAUCGCAGCCGCUCCCGCGGCUAACUCGACGACCGCGUCCACCACCUCGCCGAGCAAAAAGGCAAGGGCUGGAAACAGCAAAAGCAACAACGAAUUGCAACCGGGCGGACCAUUCCCAUGCCAAACUUGCGGAAAGAUUUUCCGGCGGAAGGAGCACCUGUUCCAGCACAGCAAGCUGCACACUGGCGAGCGGCCGUUCGCGUGCACAACGUGCAGCAAGUCGUUCUCGCGCAAGGAGCACCUGGUGCGGCACCUGUCGUCGCACACUGGUGAGAAGCUGCACUCGUGCGAAAUGUGUGGCAAGUCGUUCUCGCGCAAGGACAACCUGCUGAAGCACCGCAAGACCCACGGAAUCGCGGGCCCGUUCGUUUGCCAGACGUGUGGCAAGAGCUUUGUCGUCAAGCACUACUACCAAAUCCACAUUGCCUCGCACUCCAAGGACCAGCCCUUCGUCUGCGAGACUUGCGGCAAGAAGUUUGCCCAGAAGCAGUACCUAAUCACCCACCAGCACAGGCACAAUAGGAAAGCGCCGGUAAAGUCAGAGGUGAAAAAUGAGCCUGACCAGACAGAAACGCUGCUGGUGAUCCAAGACGGAGGUGGCGGCGGGCAGCAAGAAAGCUCCUCAGUUGUCCAGCAGCAGCAGCAGCAACAGCAACAGCACGAUGUGCAGCAGAUAGUGACGGGGGGCGGGGGCCAGCAGCAGCAGCAGGGGGGCGAGCAGCAGACGUCACAGGUGGUGCAGCAGAUCGGCUCGAUCAUCAGUGCCGUGCAGCAGCACGACAGCCACCAGAUAACGCAAGCCUUCCUUAACAACACGGAGCUGAUCGAGUCGUACCGGCGCCUCAACUCGACGUAGUUUCCCGCCGCUGCACCGGACUUGCAAUCAAUUGUGAUACCUUUUUGAAAGAAACACGUUGGCCCUUUCGUGCUGGUUCGUGUGUUGAAUAUCAGGUCGGCAAGCCCCCUCAGGUCUCGACAGCAAGCUGGCUAAUCGAUUUAUUUAGGCUAUCAUGUGAAAUGAAUCCCUAUUCAUUGCAAAUUUUUAAAUUGAACUUGACGAGAUUGAUCAGUUGAUUUAUCUCAAAAUUAGCUUAAGUUUGAAGGACAUGAUGUGUGAUGAAAAAUUAAAUUUUUAUUUGAAGCUAAAAUUUAUUAAAAUCAGUGCAGUUGGAAUUUUUGGUAUUGGACGCAACGUUUGUCAUAAACACUGGAUAAAGAGAGAUUUUUUGACGUCAUCACUUGUCAGGGUGGUCAAUUUUUAUAGCGAUUUUUAGAUUUUGCAAUUUGAACCAAAAAAGAAACAUAGUGGCCAUAACACUGAUGACGUCACAAUAUGGCCACAUUCUUUGUUCAGCGCUGUAAGCUGAUUUCGAAAAUUCCAAUGGUUCUUUGAUAUUAUGAAAUUUUAGUUGAUCUUAUUAUCUAAUUAUAUUUUUCAGUUUGCACAUGUCCGGUAAUAUUUCACUAAAGAGGAGUGAUUUUAAUGGUUUUUUAAUUAUGACAGGAGAGAAAAUGGAUUAUUUUCAUUUCUUAAUCUGAUUUUCCCAUUCCUAUAUUUUGUCGAGUCAUUUGAUGGACAAUACUUGUUUAAGGGGUAACAAAUCAGUAGAAAUAUUUUAUUUUUUUUCUUUCCGCAAAGUAUGGUACAAAUAAUAAUGCUGUUUUUUUCUAAUAAAGCAACCCCUUUCCUUUGAACCUUUUAAAAUAAAUCGUUAGGGAAAUCGAAAGUGGUAGCUAUUGAGUUCUAGUGAAUUUUGAUUGUGUGAUAGUAACAACCAGCUGACGAACUGAUCAGGAGGCCGAGCCGUUAGAAAGUGCCUUUUCGAGGUGGACGAUCUUAAAGCCGGGAUUUGCUGCUGCUGCUGCCGAAACGCGCACCUAUUAAUUAAAUUCUGCGUACCUUGUGCAGGAAAACUCAUUUCUGAGUCCUUUUUCAAGUAAUGAAAUGAAACUGUAACAUUCAGUGCGAUGUAAAUAAUGAUCAAUUUUUAUUUGAUUGAUGUUGAGAAGUGGACGUCAUAUAAACAUUAUAUUACAUUUGUGUUUGCAUGCUAAUCACAAAACAUACACACAACACAGAGUAUAAUCGAGCGCAGUUUAUUGUACGUAUAUUCUAUCCAUUCGUGAAUGCUAUUGUGUACAUAAAUCUACAUGCGAUUUAA